ACACGUGUCCCGCAGACCGCUUCAAGUGUCACAAUAAUCGUUGUAUCCCCAUGCGCUGGCUGUGUGACGGAGACAAUGACUGCGGUAAUGAUGAGGACGAGUCCAACACCACAUGCUCAGCUCGAACGUGUCCUCCAAACCAGUACUCGUGUGCCAGCGGCCGCUGUAUACCAAUCGCAUGGACAUGUGACCUGGAUGAUGACUGCGGUGACCGCUCGGAUGAGCCUGCGUCCUGCGCAUACCCUACGUGUUUCCCGCUCACUCAGUUCACAUGUAAUAACGGACGCUGCAUCAACAUCAACUGGCGCUGUGAUAACGAAAAGGAUUGUGGGGACGGCUCUGAUGAGUUCAAUUGUCCGAACCCGACCGACAAUGACUGUGGUGAUAACAGCGAUGAAGCCGGCUGCAGUCAUUCAUGCUCCAGCGCGCAGUUUAAAUGCAACAGCGGCCGCUGCAUUCCCGACUACUGGACAUGUGACGGAGACAAUGACUGCGGCGAUUACAGCGACGAGACUCACGCCAACUGCACUAACCAGGCGACCCGUCCUCCUGGCGGCUGUCACACAGAUGAGUUCCAGUGUCGUAUGGAUGGCAUGUGCAUUGCUCUCCGCUGGCGUUGCGAUGGAGACACAGACUGCAUGGAUCUGAGCGAUGAGAAGAACUGCGAGGGUGUAACGCACAUGUGCGAUCCAGCGGUGAAGUUUGGCUGCAGGGACUCCGCACGGUGUAUCAGUAAGGCAUGGGUGUGUGAUGGAGACAGUGAUUGUGAAGAUAACUCUGAUGAAGAGAACUGCGAGGCUCUGGUGUGUAAACUCUCCCAUCACGUGUGUGCUAAUGACACCAGCAUCUGCCUGCCCGCUGAUAAACUGUGUGACGGAAAAGACGAUUGUCCCGACGGCUCUGAUGAGAAACUCUGCGACCUGUGCUCUCUGGACAAUGGAGAUUGCAGCCAUAACUGUACUGUGGCACCGGGUGAGGGCAUUCUGUGCUCGUGUCCGCUGGGAAUGGAACUGAGCUCUGAUAACAAGACGUGUCAGAUCCAGGGCUUCUGUGCCAAACACCUGAAGUGCAGCCAGCGUUGUGAACAAGACAAGUUCAACGUAAAGUGCUCCUGCUAUGAUGGCUGGACCCUCGAACCUGACAUGGAGAGCUGCAUGAGCACAGGUGAGAAAUAAUAGAGAAUACAGCUUGCAUAAAAAUCUGACACAAUG
Molecule: messenger RNA, 1211 nt
Organism: Triplophysa rosa
Lineage: Eukaryota; Metazoa; Chordata; Actinopteri; Cypriniformes; Nemacheilidae
Product: low-density lipoprotein receptor-related protein 1-like
Exons: 8
Coding region: 51-1175 (374 amino acids)
Molecular function (GO): protein binding
Source: RefSeq, a predicted model, not a curated record